GACAUUUGGCGCCAGAAGUACAGCUGAAUGAUUCACACGCGUGUACGAUUACGACUGUUGUUUUUGUUUAACUAUGGUUAUGAGUACAUUUUUGUACGGCAUCCAGCCAGAGGAUAACUUUUACACGUUCCCUUCCAGUCUACUCCAGUUUUGCGUGGAGUCGUUCAACACAUGUUUUUCUUCAGGUGCGAAUGGCUACUGCGUCCCCGUCGGUCUCACCGCCUUGUCGGCGCUACUGCUGCUGCUGUCAUGUGUUCGCUCUGUUUGCCAAAGAAGCCAGCGUCCGGGUCACGCGUUCACCUCCACCUACUGCUUCCUGGGUGAGUUGUGCGGCGCCGUCGGAGCGGUCUUGUCGAAGCAACUUCAAAUUCAGGUUUUUAUGGGAAUAUUUUCGCUGCUUGUGAGCGCUGCGAACAUGAUUUUCGGAUGCUUCCCGGUGUUCCUAUGCUGGAACACACUGGCAGAGAGGAAGAGGAGGAUGAAGAGGCGACGCAGGAGGCAGCUUCUUCUGGCUACAUGUGUCUUCACGGUGGUGUCUGGUGGUUAUCUGAUGUCAGGUUUCACCAGCCAGCGAGCAGAGACACACUUCCGUGGACGAGGACUCCUUUAUAUUGAUCUGCAGGACAACAGUGAGAUCCUGGGCUACAUCCUUGGCUUGCUUUGCUUUUUCAUCACUUCAUCCUCAAGGUUUCCAGCGCUUUACACAGCGCACAAAGGACAGACACUGCCAAAAUCUCCUGUGCUCACCAGAGGGUUGUGUUCACUGGCUGCUGCUCUCUAUGCCACUGCUAUUCUGCUUCACAACAGCAGUCCUGGGCUUGUCCUGAGGGCUCUGCCAUGGCUCCUGUCUGCAGUGGGCACAGCUGCCCUGGAUCUCCUGUUUGUGUUAAUCUUUUGGUGCAAACAAGGAACCUUGCAGGAGCCUAUGAGAGACGGUGACACAAUAAGUCUUUUGGGCACCUCUGUCGUCAUUACCAAAAGGAAGUUUGCCACAAAGAUGAAGAUGACACCACUAAGUAAUUUGCCUGUCAACACAAAGUCAACGGAAAUGGGCGGCUAUUUGGACGUGGACAGCAAGUCUGCGUUACAGAAGGAGGCACAUCACCACCCUCCCGUCAGGACGGUGAGGUCAAUAAACCUUGAUGGUUUAUGCGCUUCAGACACAUCAUGGGAAUCAUCAGAUGACAGCUCUGAUCUGCAGUGGGAUUUUGAGCAGAUAAAUACAACUUGGAAUAAUAAAAAACGAGAGCAAGGUAGAGAGCCCUCCAAAGAGUGCACUGAUGACCUGAAACCUUCAUCUUCCUGCCAAUAUGAAGUUCCUCUCAACCCACAGAUGGUGGUGUGAAGGGUUGCGUCAUAUACGUAUUUGAAAAUAUGAUUCAUUUGCCAC
Synchiropus splendidus (mandarinfish) is the source of this 1390-nucleotide messenger RNA. It is a transcript of the gene tmem44, whose product is annotated as transmembrane protein 44. The coding region runs from base 74 to 1345 and encodes 423 amino acids. NCBI's taxonomy places the organism in Eukaryota, Metazoa, Chordata, Actinopteri, Syngnathiformes, Callionymidae. The record is from RefSeq and is a predicted model, not a curated record. The transcript has 10 exons.